AGCCUGAGAACAUUUCAUACAUCUGCUGUCAAGAAUAAAGUAAAAUAAUUUGUCGACAUGCUUCGUUACAAAAAGCAUAAGAGGCAGACUGAUGGCCUAGGAACAAGUGUGACUCAAAUGGAUGACACUGACCGGGAGGUGAGCAGCUUCACGGACCGAGCAUUUAGGAGUUUAUGCGUUGCAGAAGAAGAACCAUUUAAUGAUGUUCCUCACUUGCCUUCCCCUAUCAGAGGAAUGCCACUUUCCACAAAGUACCACCUAGGAAUUUUUAAUUUGUCAGUCAGAAAAACGCAGCCCUUGGCACAGUUACCCACAACACCGCGCCAGCGUGGGAAGUGGGCUCCAACAUUCCAGCCUUUGCUAAACUCUACAAAGGUAGGUUUGACUGAUAUAAAGACCAACAACAAACUAUGUGCCCCUGUGCCAAGAGGAUAUAAACAACGCUCAAAAGUGUCAUCAUUGAUUCAGACAUUUGAUAAUAUCGAAAAUGAGAUACCAGAUGAUUUUCUUUCGCACACAAGACUUCUUUUCUCUAAAGGUUCUCAAAGAGAUAUGGUAGAAAGUCCUCUUAGUGAGACUGUAGAAAGAAUUGACAUUCGUAAUGAGCCAGUGCUAGAAUCCAUUAACCCAGAUGAUUCUCAUCUUAAUGAAAGUCACAACUUGCAGAGGCGUACCGCUAGAGAUGUUUUCCUGGAGUCUCAAUCUGAAAUGUGUUCAAGGCUAUCAAUGUCUCCAUCGCGUUCUCCAGGGUCACCAUUAGCUGAUCCAGUUAAAAAAGUGGGGAAGCAAAGAGAUUCUCUGAGAAGGACAGCUUUUCUACACAGUGAACAUAGUGCCUUUAAAUCCUGGAGUGAUAUCAAUAAGAGAAUGGUUGGUGGGGAGGAAAGUGACAACUCAAUACCAGGAACACCUACUAUUCCAAGAUCUGCAACCCCUUGCUCACCUUUACUUCAAAGAACAAUGGCUGGAAUUAGAGCUAAAGAUGGAGGAAUAGAAUUAGGUUGGGCUUCUCCUGCUUCUUCAUUGUCUAGCAGCUAUGAUGCUAACCAGAUGCUAAGAACUGUGCCUCCACUUCCCACCAGAAAAAAUACUAGACAAAACAGAGACUCUUGCCAUAAAACUCAAAGAACUCCACUAAAUUCAAGAAGUCAUGAUGGGCUGAAGACAGAUGAAGGACAUCUAUCAACUAAGGAGCAAGAUAACUGGAUGAAUAAAGUUAAUGCAUCUAAAUCACCAGAACAACAGAGCCAUGAACCAUUACCUAACCAUGAGGAAGUUAUAAGUAAUGUGCCCCACUCUUUUACAAAAGUAAAUGAAGAAAAUAGAGCAAAGGCAGCUAACACGCAGCAGAUAGAAAUGUCUGAAGCAACAAGCAAAGAAGAAGUUAAGGAACCAGAGAGGGACAAGCCACCACCUGGAAGAAUUAAAACAUUAAUAAAACAGAUUGAAAAAGAAACUGUUAAAGAUAUGGUGCCGAGUCACUUUACAGAGAAUAAACCCAACAUUAGAGAUUCACCAAAGGAUGAAACUGUUAAUGUUCCCACACCACUAGAAAAAUCACCACCAAUCUCAAAUACUACAUUAGGCAGCAAAGAUCCUGUACCCCCAUGGAGGAAAGCAAAAAGCAGUCAUAAAAUUGAACCUGAGAAAAAGUCUACUGCAGCUGAAUCCUUUGAAACUAUACCUGCUGGUAAAGAAGAGAUUCCAGAAGAAAAACCAUCAUCCUUUAAUAUCUCAAAUCUUUUAACUCCAGUUAUAAGAAGGAAAAACAUCCAUGAAGCUCUAGAUGAAAACAUUGUAAUGGCUCCCACAAGUACAGCUAAAGAGCAAGACCAAAAAGAGAUCAAUUUGUAUCAGAAAAGAGAUGAUUAUAAAUCUAAGGCAACAAGUUUAUUAUUCAACAUAAAAGACAUGAGAAAGAGGGUCAAAAGCACAUAUAAUCCGGCCAUAACAACAAGAAAUGGGUGUGAAAAUAAUUUGAUAUCAGAUGUUAAAAUGCAGGAGAAUGUGUCCCAUGAUAUUCACUUACCAGAUGUCAAUAAAUCGAUUUAUGACACCAAAAAUUCUAAGCAAACUCAUUUUGAAGAAAAUUUAAGGACAACAAGAGAAUCAGAAAUCAAAAGUGACUUAGUUGGAAAUGAGUCUGAGAACUAUUUAUCUUUGAGUCCCAUGGAUCAGAUCACGCCACUUCAAAAUGGAGAAAUCUCUAAAGAAAAAGAACAGUCUGGUGCUCAUUUUAUGCAUGAAGAGAACACAGCCUCUGUAGGUCUCAUUGCUAAUGACAAUAAUAUAAGUAAAGAGAUUGAUUAUCCUUCAUUGAAUCUUUAUAGUAAAGUAGAUACCUGUGUAGAUAGCGAGCAAAUAGAAUAUACUCAAGACUCAGUGCCUUGCCUAAAAAGCACAGAAGUCCAUCCCUUGCCAAUAGAAGAAAGUGUAAGAGAAGAGAUAAAGAAUGAUGAAGGUAUAAAUGGUGUAUCCAAUUCCUCCCUUGGUGUUUUAGAAAAUGUUUCAAGACAAUCGGAGCAGUGUUUGCCCGUCCCAGAGAUGGAAAGUGAAUGGGAUAUUGAACGUGAUGAAAGUGAAAAGAAAGUUGUUCAAGAUGAUGACACUCAAGACAUUUUACAGUAUUUUGCUGUUAAUAGUAGCAAUGGAGUAGAUGGAAUAGAGAGUGAUGGAAAGUCUAAUAUUCUAGAGUGUCAGACUGAAAAAGGUCAAGAGAAAUUGACAGAUGAACAGCCUAGACCAGAAAGUAUGUGUGCUGAGGAGGAAUUUAGAAGGCCAUCAUCCAUAACAUCUUUUAAACCAAAUUUAUUUUGCUUUAAAGACAAUAAAAUGAAAUCUACUCCAGUUACAAAGUCAGUAAGACUUCCUCUUUUCAGGAGUCUUUCUGAAGAUUGCUUGGCCUUCAGGAAGUUAGAAGAUAACAUUUCAUGGAGGAUUGGAGACCUCAGAGACACAAGAGAAAGCAAAGGCAUAAGUACAGAUAUACUCAGCACAAAUAAUUUUGAGAUAGGUAAUGUGAGUAAAAACCAAAAGCAUGUAAUAGUAAGCCCUACAUCUAAGACUCCAAAACAGGAAGCCAUAGAGUAUAAUCAAAUAAAAACUCAGAAGGAAGAGGCUGGAGAUCAGGCACUAUCAGAUGCUAUCAAUGUGAAUAAAGGCAACAGGAGCAAAAAAUACCCAUGCUUUGAAGAGUCCUUCUUCCAUCCUGUUGAAACAUGUGUUUCUGAAGUAGCAGGGCCAUCACCAGAGUGUAACACUUUAAUUGUGCACAAUGUGGGGGAACCUAUGAAUGAACAAGUAAAUGGAGAACAUGAUUCUCCUUAUGUUGAUGCUGAAAAUACUAAUUAUUCUCCUAUUGAUAAUGAACUUUUGCACUUUGAGGAUAGUAUUAAUUUUCCAGAAGAUAUUGCUUGUUCCACCAUAACAAGUCCCAUGUCAGAAAGUGUAACUUGUUCCAUUGUAACCAGCCCUAUUUCUGUAAACACCCAAAGCUCUGGCUUCACCACAGCACUUUCUGCUUUAGAAGAUAUACCAAGCCCACCCUUAACAAGUGUUAAUACAAGAAAUGGCAAGUUUAAUUUCUUGCGUCCUGAACGAGUAAAUACAACAGACUCUGAUGCUAAAAACAUUGACCUAACAACACCAGAAAAGACAUCCAUUUCAGAAUCGCAGAGGAUGCAUGCAAAACCUCCCGCUGUACCUCCUAAAACAGAAAAAGCAUUGCGUCGUGCCAAGCGUCUGACCAAAAAACGUAGAAAGACUGACAUCCCAAGGGUACAAGACGGCAACCUUCAGGAAUCUGACACUGUUUUAGAUGUUCCUUCACCUGGCAAUGUCACACCAACACUGGUUACACCACAAUCCCAUGACAAAUUAAUGUCAUGCAGGUCUAGAACUUUAGAGCAUGAAGACAUCAUUUCAGAAUGCUCUACUCCAUCACUUCCACUUACCCAACGUAAACUUCUUCAGGACCCUGACUCUGGCCAGUACUUUGUAGUUGAUAUCCCUGUUUGUUUACGUAUUAAAACCUUCUAUGAUCCAGAAACAGGAAAAUACCUGCAAAUGUCCUUACCUACAUCGGAAAGAGAAAGUCCAGCAUUUGACAUGUCCAACAGUUCUUGCAUGACGUAUCCCGGGCUUACUCCUGUACCUGUUUCAUCCCUCGCACCAUUUAAAGGAGCAUCACGCCUCCUCAAUCAUGAUCAUGUAAACACUUGUGAUAGUAAAAGUUUAUGGAAUGAAGAUUCUUUAAAAAUGAAUAAUUUCAUUCAUUGUGAUUCCCAUGACCAGAGAAUGACAGAAACGCCACUGAGUAUGGACAGAAUUACAAGUAGGAGCUCUGAUAUUAUCUCAAUGAAGGAUAUAGAUGACUUUGCAGUGGAAGCAGUUUCAUGAACUUUGCAUAAACCUUUAAGAAGUUAAAAAGCACAAAAACCUUAAAGUAUAGUUAAAUAACAUGUUAAGACUAUCAUUGUACAGCCACUUUUAUUCCAUUUCAACAUCAUUUGGCUUGAAGCAAUGCAGCAUAUAAGUAAAAGUAAGGCAUAAACAGCAUGUGUGCACGCAGUGGAAUACAGGACUAUUUACACCGAGCUCGCAGGUCGCCAAAAUUAACCAGGAGGUUAUGGUAAAUUUUAAUUUCCUGCAUUAUAAUACAUUUCUUAAACAAUGUGCAUUUUGUCUUUUAAUAACAGAAGGACACCUUUUGUGACUUGGCACUUGGUAUGAGCCCACUAUAGACUAUUCACUGCACUAUAAAAUUCGGAUGCAUUUUCUGAACUUGUGUACUUGUGUGAAUCACUCCAGCACUGGUGCAAACCUGAAAAAAAAGAAAAUGUGCUGUAACCAAGAACAUUUAUGUUCCAUUGUAUUAUUGAUGUUAAAAUUGUAUAUGUGUUGUUUGUUUACAACUAUACAAUUUAUAUGCAGACAAAAUUUAUUGAUUUUCCUUGGAUUGUGCUUUUUGAAUCACUUUCAUUACAGUUUUGUUGC
Hyla sarda is the source of this 4995-nucleotide messenger RNA. It is a transcript of the gene C7H10orf71, whose product is annotated as chromosome 7 C10orf71 homolog. Gene Ontology annotation, biological process: positive regulation of calcineurin-NFAT signaling cascade. The transcript has a single exon. Gene Ontology annotation, cellular component: Z disc. Bases 58 to 4398 code for a protein of 1446 amino acids. The record is from RefSeq and is a predicted model, not a curated record. NCBI's taxonomy places the organism in Eukaryota, Metazoa, Chordata, Amphibia, Anura, Hylidae.